Molecule: messenger RNA, 711 nt
Organism: Pneumocystis jirovecii RU7
Lineage: Eukaryota; Fungi; Ascomycota; Pneumocystomycetes; Pneumocystales; Pneumocystaceae
Exons: 3
Coding region: 1-711 (236 amino acids)
Biological process (GO): mRNA splicing, via spliceosome
Cellular component (GO): cytoplasm; ASAP complex; nucleoplasm
Molecular function (GO): RNA binding
Source: RefSeq, a predicted model, not a curated record
AUGGAACCACAUUCAGUCGCUUUAUCAAGAUCAAGAAGCCCUCAGGGUUAUAGAAAUAGCCGUUCUCUUUCACGGUCGUCUAAACGGACAUCAUCUCCAGCAAGAGGAUCAUCAAAGAUUUUAAUUGAAAAAUUGACAAAAAAUGUAACAGUUGCUCAUAUUCGGGAAAUUUUUGGAUCAUAUGGUGAAAUUAGUUCAAUUGAUAUGCCUAUGAAUCGAAGAUUGAAUAUUAACCGUGGGCUAUGUUACAUUAUUUACACAUCAUCUAAUAGUGCCAAUGCUGCUAUAUCUCACAUGCAUGAAGGGCAAAUAGAUGGAUCCGUAAUUUCUGUAUCUAUUGUUUCUUCUCGUCCUUUUAAUACUCGCAAAUCGUCUUUUUCACCUGGACGACGUAUUUCUAUGCCUAUGAAAAGAUAUAGAAGGCCAUAUUCACCACCGAGAAGGAGUAUGCGUGAGUCUAGAAUUGGGGAUUCGUACAGGCCUCCUCGAAGAAGCUCUAAAUCUUCAAGUCCUUAUUAUAGAUAUAAUGGAAAUUCAAAAAAUAGGACGUCUAGUUAUAGUAGUUAUAGUAGUCGUAGUAGAAGAUAUUCUAGUGAAAGAAGUUGUUCCAGGGGGCGUAAUUAUUCUCGUAAACGGAACUAUUCACAUGGACGUAGUUAUUCACGUAGAAGCUAUUCUAAGUCAAGAAGUAUAUCUAGUAUUAGUAAAUAA